AUGUCUGCUCUAGUCCACGAAAAAGUUUGGCUCGAUAAAAACAUCUAUAAUGAUGCUGAGCGAAAUUAUUAUGAAUCUCUAUCAAAAGGGAAGGAAUCAGAUAUAGCAGGUUCUUCUCUGGCUAGUGAAGUUGCGAAGGCUAGACAACACAUCAAAAACUCUCUGGAAUGUAUGGAUAGUGUUGCAGCCUUAGCUGGUGUUCCAAAUACUGAAAUCAACAACAAGUUAAAUAGCCUCGAGAAAGAAAAUUCAGAACUUAAGAAGGCCAUUGAUGAUCUACGAAAACUGGUUAUAAGUCUACAAGCCAGAGUUGAAUCAAUUGAAUCAUCCAGUUCUGGAAACAAAGCUGUAGCACCUAAGGCACCUGCACCAGCUCAGGAAGACUCUGAUGAUGGAGUUGAUUUGUUUGGAUCAGAUGAUGAGGAAGAAAGUGCAGAGGCAGCUAGAGUAAGAGAAGAACGUCUAGCUGCGUAUAAUGCAAAGAAAUCAAAGAAACCAGUGCUUAUUGCAAAAUCAAACAUCAUAUUGGAUGUUAAACCUUGGGAUGACGAAACUGAUAUGAAGGCAAUGGAAGAUGCAGUAAGGAGUAUCAGUAAUGAUGGACUUCUAUGGGGUGCUGCUAAACUUGUGCCCCUAGCCUUUGGCAUCAAAAAACUUCAAAUAUCAAGUGUUGUUGAAGAUGACAAGAUAUCAGUUGAUUGGCUAGUGGAAGAAAUUGAAAAAUUCGAAGACCUUGUUCAAAGUGUGGAUAUUGCAGCAUUUAAUAAAGUC
Messenger RNA from Brenthis ino (lesser marbled fritillary), 771 nucleotides. The record is from the annotation of a GenBank genome assembly. NCBI's taxonomy places the organism in Eukaryota, Metazoa, Arthropoda, Insecta, Lepidoptera, Nymphalidae.